UCCACACACGUUGCGCAGCUCGGGGGUCAUGUGACCGCCGUCCCUCCUCUCCAGACGCCACUUGAAGUUGUUGUGUUUGAAAGCAGCUGCUGUGGGCAAGCCGUCCCGUCCUGCUGCUGACAAUGAUGGCGAUGGAGAAUUUGAAGCAGUUCCUGGUGCUCCUGUCCGGAGCCGCCGUCUUCGGCAUCGUCUCCAUAGUCUUCGUCCUGACAUGGGUGCUGCACUUCAGGGAAGGUUUAGCCUGGGACGGAGGAGCGGCUGAGUUCAACUGGCAUCCGGUGCUGAUAGUCUCCGGCUUCAUUUUCCUGCAAGGGACUGCUAUAAUUAUCUACAGGCUCCCCUGGACCUGGAAGUGCAGCAAGCUGGUGAUGAAGUUGAUCCACGCGGGCCUGAACUUAUUAGCCUUUGUUUUUGCCAUCGUAGCCAUGGUGGCAGUUUUUGAUUUCCACAAUGGUGCCAACAUUCCCAACAUGUACAGCCUGCACAGCUGGCUGGGCCUGACAGUGGUGGUACUGUACGGUCUACAGCUUGUUCUUGGAAUUGGCAUGUACUUGAUACCAGUUACACCUGCAUCCUGGAGAGCAGCGUUCAUGCCCGUCCAUGUCUACAGCGGCCUCUUACUCUUUACCAGUGUCAUAGCCGUGGCACUCAUGGGCAUCACAGAGAAACUUAUUUUUGCCCUGCAGAACCCAAAGUAUAAGGACUCUCCCCCAGAGGCAGCUUUUGUAAAUGUUCUUGGACUCUUCCUGGCGGUUUUUGGAGCUCUGAUCCUUUGGAUUGCCACUCGAACGUCCUGGAAACGCCCCAGUGACCAGAUCUUGCAUACUCUGCAUACCAAUGGGGGAAGUGAGGACAACACCAAAGUUAGUCCGGCAAUGUCUCAGCUGUCUGGUGGCAUGGAUGCUGAGGAGGCUGGGGAAGUCAGGAGGAGGAAUAAUAAAUUUGAUGAUAACACUAACUAAUAAGAAAAAGAGUUGGAGCUGAUGCUGAAUGUAUGUCCAACCAGUCCACACUGGUGAGAGAAAGUAAAAAUUAACGCAAAAUAAUUAAUACUGGUCUUUCAUUGCUAACUUUCUCUUUUGCACUUUGCAGUAUUUUAUUUUGAGCUUGUUGUUUUCGUCAACAUUUAUUGUUGCAAGGAUGUAAAUAUAGUAGUGAUUAUUAGGGGAUAGUCUUUAUUGAAAUACACGUACAAAAUAAUCAUGACAUAUUUUCUAUACUCUAAAUUCUUUGUAUGGUAUUUUCUGGGCUUUUUUAUAGUAAUUUAUCUAUUUUAUGAUGAAUAAAAAAACAACUGUUGCUGUCUAGUAUCUUGUAGUCCCUGUUUGUAUUUGUGUGUGUUUACAGAUGAGGAAACACAUUCUUACACUACAAGACAAUGUUAUGAUGACCAAUUUGUGAUUUUUGUGUACAUUAUAUAAACAACUAACUUCUUA
This is a messenger RNA of Mugil cephalus (flathead mullet), 1436 nucleotides long. RefSeq names its product plasma membrane ascorbate-dependent reductase CYBRD1. The record is from RefSeq and is a predicted model, not a curated record. Bases 123 to 962 code for a protein of 279 amino acids. The transcript has 4 exons. Gene Ontology annotation, cellular component: lysosomal membrane. Gene Ontology annotation, molecular function: oxidoreductase activity. Lineage: Eukaryota; Metazoa; Chordata; Actinopteri; Mugiliformes; Mugilidae.